This is a messenger RNA of Maylandia zebra (zebra mbuna), 2907 nucleotides long. RefSeq names its product adhesion G-protein coupled receptor G1. Gene Ontology annotation, biological process: adenylate cyclase-activating G protein-coupled receptor signaling pathway; cell surface receptor signaling pathway. Lineage: Eukaryota; Metazoa; Chordata; Actinopteri; Cichliformes; Cichlidae. The record is from RefSeq and is a predicted model, not a curated record. Gene Ontology annotation, cellular component: plasma membrane. Gene Ontology annotation, molecular function: G protein-coupled receptor activity.
CUCUUUUCCCCCCCUGCUGUCACUUCUGCUGUGUUCUCUGUCCUGAUGAACUGAUUUCCACAGCAACAUGCAAAGGAAGAAGAGCUGGAUAUUCUGGUGGCUGAUGUCUUUUGUAUCUUAUGAAAUGCUUUAUGAGAAUUGGGUGUCAGGACAGGGUUCCUGUGAGACUAUAUGCAAUAUAACAUCUAACAUAGGUCGUAAUCAUACAGAGUGUUGUAUGGAUUAUACAGACAAGGUUUUGAGAACUGGAAACCGCACUGACGCUAUGACAGCCAUUAGGACUCUAGAAAGUGUUCUAGAGAGAACAGAGGUGAAUGUGAGCAUGCAAGUGUGUGUCAAAACUUUUGUGGCGCUUCUGCACAAACCCAAUGAUACCUUUGGAGGCCUUAAAAUUUAUGCUGAUGACACACAGGUAACACCAGAUGUGCCUCUUCUCAACAGUAAAGUCCUUGUCCAGCUGCCAAGAGAACUGGAUGCUGGACCGAAUAACAAGAUUGUGUUCUGCAUGUUUAAAUGGCCUAAAAUGAACGAGAGCAUUUUUGAAAGCCCACAUGAAGUAUAUGAUCAAAGACUGGUUGGUCUGAGUGUGCAGAACAAGGAGAUAUCAGGACUGCAGGAGCGCAUCAACAUCACGAUGGAGUUUACCAAGAAAAUCGACGAAACUCAAAAACCCUCGUGUCAUUUCCUUAAUUAUUCAACAUGCAAUUUUAGUGAGGAUGGCUGCCUCACACACUGGACACGUGGUCAGACUAACAUCACCUGUUCCUGUAACCACCUCACAUACUUUGGCGUCCUCAUAAUACCUGAUCCUUCCAUCACAAAGAAAGACCAAGAGAUUUUAACACACAUUACUGUGAUCGGCUGUAGUAUUUCCCUUUUUGCUUUGGUCAUAGCCAUUUUGCUCUUUAUUACAAACAGAAAACUCAGACAAGAUGUCUCUAUGAAGGUCCACAUCAACCUUGUAAUUGCUCUGAUGCUCCUCAACCUGCACUUCCUGCCCAGUCAGGCAGCGGCAGCAGGGUCUUCCUCUGGACUUUGCUUAUACAUGGCUCUUUUACUUCAUUAUUCCCUGCUGGCCACUUUCAGCUGGAUGGCCUUGGAAGGUUUCCACUUAUAUCUUCUCCUGGUCAAAGUCUUCAACAUCUAUGUCAAGAAAUACCUGCUCAAACUCAGCGUGGUGGGAUGGGGCGUCCCUGCAGUGAUUGUGUCAGUGGUGGUGAUCAUAGACAGAAAGUUUUAUGGUCAGGUUGCUCUGGAAACAUCUAACUCUACAAUAUGCUAUAUAACCAAUUCCUACGUGAAAAUAUGGACUACAGUGGUACUGUUCAGCUUGGUGUUCCUUUUUAAUGUAAUCAUGUUUGGGGUGACAAUCAGACGUGUUUUGAUUCUCCACCACACCAGAGAGUUUGGGCAGAAUAACCUUGAGAAAGCAAAGAAAGACAUUUGCUCCCUGGCUGGAGUCAUGACUCUCCUCGGCAUUACCUGGGGCCUGGUCUUUUUCUCAUUUGGCCUCCUGACCACUCCUGUCCUCUACCUCUUCUGCAUCUUGAACUCACUGCAAGGUUUCUUCAUCUUCCUUUGGUUUGUGAUGUCACUGAGAAAGGCUAAAACCUCGGCUACUAAGAUGAGCAGUGAAACACGCAGCACUAAUAGCUAGUAGCAACACCUCCAUAAGAGUCUGUGUGUGUUGGUAUAAUUCAUAUUGUGAUACAGUGUCAACAUGAUCAUUUCUUUUUUAAAUCAUGAUGUUUAUUUAUAGAACAGCACAGCAGAAAAGGCAGCUGAGCAAGUGUGAACAUUAAUGUUAUGUUUGAAGUUUUAUUGAUGAAAUACAUGGAGUAAAACAUUUGUGGUAAGGAAUUAAUCUCUCGUAAGAGCAACUUAGAGGAUGGUUUCCCUAUGCAUUGUAAGCUUUUCCACAUUUGAGCAGUUUUCUGCCUAAAGUCAGUCAUUUACAUACAUGCAUUUAUAGAAUGUUUUAUAAUUAUCUCAGUUAUAAUUUCUUAUUAUUUUAAUGUAUAUUAAACAGCAAAUUUGUAUCUGAACAUAUAUUCUUGCAUACCUUGAGUGCCAGUAUUAAAAGCAUAAUCAUGUUACUGCAUGCUUGUUUAGCCCUUGACAGGAAAACAAUUAUGGUUUACCGAGUUUAUGACUAAAACUGUAGAUAUCAAUCCACGUUAAACCAAUCAGAUCUGAAAAGUUCCAACUUGACUCCUUAAGAAUCAACUGAUAUUUAUUAAUUUGUAGAAUACAAUUCUAACGUAAUGCAAUAUGGUCAGAAAGAUUUUUACGUUCAUCAACUGAUAAAAUUUAGAGUUAAAGCCAUCUAAUGCCAAAAUCUUGUUUUAUUGUCAGUGGCUGGGUCUGUGACCCGGCAUUCUCAGUUUAUGUUUUUAAUUUCUUUUGUUAUAUUUUGAGAUAAUGUUGAGUUCUAGGGUUAUUAUUAGUUUGCCUUGAGUUUUAGUCUAGGUUAUGUUUCACCUAGUUCUUCUUUGUUAGUCAGUCAUGUAUUUCUUGUCUGCGUGUUUCAUAUCGUCAAACCUGUGUUAUCAUGUCUACGUCUCUCCAUGUUUGGUUUUUUAUUUUGACAGUCUUGUGUUUCCAUGUUCAAUGUAUAUGCUUAUUUUUACUUUUGUCCUGUGGUGUCAUUAUGUUCAUUCCAGUCAGCUGCUUCCCCAUAUGUGUAUUUCCACCUCCUCUGAUCACCUCCUGUGUGUAUUUAGUCUGUUUUUUAAUUCAGUCUUUGUCAUGUCGUCUGUGUUCCUUCCUCCCAUGUGACGUCAGGUUAAAGAUUUCAUGAUUCUGUUCAUGUCACUUUUUUAAUAGUUAGUUUUCUCAGUCUAGGUUUCAGUUUAGCUUUUCCCUCGCUUUGCCUUUUUUUGUAUUUCAUGUUUAAUCAGCCAUAAU